This is a messenger RNA of Nanorana parkeri, 7374 nucleotides long. RefSeq names its product zinc finger protein 462 (gene ZNF462). Gene Ontology annotation, cellular component: nucleus. Lineage: Eukaryota; Metazoa; Chordata; Amphibia; Anura; Dicroglossidae. The transcript is spliced from 12 exons. Bases 27 to 7325 code for a protein of 2432 amino acids. The record is from RefSeq and is a predicted model, not a curated record. Gene Ontology annotation, biological process: regulation of gene expression.
CUAAUGUAAAAAAAUAACAUUAGACCAUGGAAGUUCUUCAAUGUGAUGGUUGUGACUUCAGAGCUCAAUCCUAUGAAGAUCUAAAGGCUCACAUACAAGAUGUUCAUACAGCAUUUUUGCAGCCCACAGAUGUUACUGAGGAAGGCUCUAGUCAGGCUAGAUCUGUGGGAACGAAUUCCACCAACCAGUCUGAAGCUGUAUUUCCUUCUAUGAAAGAUGAAUUUGUGCCUACAGAAGAAAAUCAUGAUCAGACUACUCCUCAAGCAACUACUGGAUCAUACUACAGUCAGGGCCCUGGAUUUUAUGGUCUAUCUUCUGCCAGCAGUUCUAAGCCAACCAAUAAGUUUUUCCAGUGCAAAUUCUGUAUUCGCUAUUUUCGAUCUAAAUACCUUCUUGUGGAGCAUACUAAAAAAGUCCAUGGAUCUGGAGGAGGGAACCCUGGAAGCCCUGGAAAUGUAAAUUAUAAUAUUAUGCUACAUGACGGUUUUGGCAAAGUCUUCUCUUGUCAGUUUUGCACAUACAAGUCACCAAGAAGAGCAAGAAUAAUUAAGCAUCAAAAAAUGUACCACAAGAAUAGCCUGAAAGAAAUGUCAGCAACUUCAGUUUCCCAAACUCCCCCUGUAUCAAUGCCAGUGCAAGAAACAUGUAAAGAACUACCAGCUGAAGUAGUGGAACGCAGUAUUCUAGAAUCUAUGGUAAAACCUCUGACAAAGUCUAGAGGCAACUUCUGUUGUGAGUGGUGCAGCUACCAGACACCACGACGGGAGCGUUGGUGUGAUCACAUGAUGAAGAAACACAGGGGAAUGGUCAAAAUACUAUCAAGUUUAAGGCAGGAUGGCUUAAAUAUAUCAGAUCUACAAAAUAGAAAUUCUCAAAUGCCCAGUCCUGGAUCCAGUUAUAUGCCUCUAAACAUGGCAACACAUGAUACAACUAAUGCCAGUAUGUCUGCUUAUAGAAAUCCUAUGAGUAAUCUUCCAGGUAGUAAUCCAUCCAAAUAUCAGUCAAUGCCAUACGUUCCAGUGAAACCAAAACUCUCCACAAAUUCUGGCCUUUUGAAUAUGUCAGAGAGGUCUUCCUAUGGCAUGUCAGAAAGAUCUAGUUCCAUAAUGGAUAUGGAUGAGAACAUUUUUUUAAAUGAUUCCAGUUCAGAUGAUGACUAUAUUGACAUAGAUGGAGAAAAUGGUUUAGGUUCCAUGGAACUUGGAAUGUCUGGAGAACCACUGUUGGGAUCUGAGAACAACAAACUGCUGGAGACAAAGGGAAUUCCCUUUAGAAGGUUUAUGAACAGAUUUCAAUGUCCAUUUUGCCCAUUUCUCACAAUGCAUCGACGAAGUAUCUCUCGUCAUAUUGAAAAUAUCCACUUGUCUGGAAAAACCCCUGUUUACAAGUGUGAUGAAUGUCCCUUUUCCUGCAAAAGUCCCCUAAAACUUGGUGUACACAAACAGUGCCAUGGUGGUACAUCAUCAGAGUGGGAUCCCAUGAAUUCACUUAAUGAAAGCAUGUCUUCAUCAUUAAAUGAAACCUAUGAGAGUAACAAUAUAAAUGGCAAAAAACCUGGAAGCAUAGCAGACUCUUCUCAGCAGAAUCCACACAAGUGUACUAUGUGCAAUUAUUCUACAACAACUUUAAAAGGUCUGCGUGUUCACCAACAACACAAACAUUCAUUCUGUGACAACUUGCCGAACAGUAGUGGUAAUCUGGUGCAUCAAAUUCAAGGUGACGAAACAGAUUUGAAUGACUCUGGCACAGUAAAGAAGAGUCAAACAUCUAUUUUAGGAUUAUCUUCCAAAAAUAAUUUUGUAGCCAAAACAUCUCGGAAAAGUUCAAGCGAGUUUCCAUUGGAUUUGUCACCUGUGAAGAAAAGAACUAGAAUUGAUGAAAUUGCGAGCAAUCUACAGAGCAAGAUCAACCAAAGCAAACAUAAGGAGGAUGCAAUCAUUAAUGUGGAAGACGAUGAAGAUGAUGAGGAGAAUGAAGUGGAAAUAGAGGUAGAAUUAGACAAAGAGGAGGAUCCAUCAGAACAGAUGGAGUCGGGAGAUCUGUAUCCCAUGCAACAAAUGUGGAAUAGAGAUAUUGGUAUGUCACAAAAGAACACAAACUUCAGAAACAUCCAGAAUAAUUAUUCUGGAGGCAAUAGUGCAGAAAUCGAGUUGACUUUAUCAGAUGAUGAUGAAGAUUACUAUUACCAGUCUGCUAGUAUUAAAGACCAAGAAAAUUCUAUUGUUUUGAACCAGUCUAAUUUCUAUGAGGGUGAUCAAUUGGGUGAAAAUGCUGAGUUCAAUGACGAUUCUGGAAGGUUAUAUUAUUGUAAACACUGUGAUUUUAGCAACAAAUCUGCCCGAAGUGUUAGCACUCAUUAUCAACGCAUGCAUCCCUACAUAAAGUUCAGUUUUAGGUACAUACUGGACCCUAAUGAUCACAGUGCUGUAUACAGGUGUCUUGAAUGCUAUAUUGACUAUAACAAUUUUGAAGACUUGCAGCAACACUAUACAGAGCACCAUCCUGAAGCAAUGAACGUUCUCAAUUUUGACCAGUCAGACCUGAUUUAUAAAUGCCGCUUUUGUUCAUACACAAGCCCUAAUGUUCGGAGCUUGAUGCCACACUACCAAAGAAUGCACCCAACUGUAAAAAUUAAUAACGCUAUGAUAUUUUCAAGUUAUGUAGUGGACCGUCCAGAAGAUCUCAAUUCUGAGUCGCAAACAUUAAGAGAAAUCUUGAAUUCUGCUCCCAAAAACAUGUUGACAUCAAGUCCAUCAAGUCAUGGAAAUAGCUCUACAGCAUCCUUUGCUAAAACUACCCAAAAGUCAUUUGCUACAGAGAAUGACAACCAGAAGAGUUCAGUUAACAAUGUUGUAGUUUAUGAUUGUGACAUUUGUGGAUUUGCAAGUCCAAACAUGCACUCUGUUUUAGUUCACUGUCAGAAGAAGCAUCCUGAUGAGAAGGCAUCUUACUUCAGGAUUCAAAAAACAAUGCGUGUCGUUCCUGUGGAUAGUGGAACAGCCAUUUCUCAGCUGGCAUUUGAUGGAGGCGCUUCUGUUACUCCCAGUAUUACCAAUGUGGCUUCAUCCCCAGAAGUAAAUAUUGAAUUGUACUACUGCAAGCAUUGUUCAUAUAGUAAUCGCUCUGUUGUUGGAGUAUUGGUGCAUUAUCAAAAGAGGCAUCCUGAAAUUAAAGUUACUGCAAAGUAUAUUCGACAAGUACCUCCAACGUCUGAGUCACUGAGAAAUACAGAAGGCCAACAAAUCACAAUAGGAAAGCAGCCACCUGUUCCAGUACAGAAUGCAAAAAAAACUAGUGGUCAGUCCAAAAACAAUGAGAUGUUUUUCUGUCAGCAUUGUGACUAUGGAAAUCAAACAGUCAAAGGCGUUCUUAUACAUUAUCAAAAGAAGCACAAAGACUACAAAGUAAAUGCAGAUACCGUAAGGCAACAUACAGCUGCAAUAAGGAGUCUCUGUGAACAAGGCCACAAGAAGGCUACUUGUACACAAAGUCCACCUUCCAUGAUGGAGCCAGAAAAGACAAAACUUAGAAGUCUCAAAUGCAGGCAGUGCUCAUUUUCAACGCCUUAUGUUUAUGCCCUGAGAAAGCAUAUGAAGAAAGAUCAUCCUUAUCUUAAGGCUACAGUGACCUCAAUUUUGAAAUGGGCUUUCUUAGAUGGUUAUAUUGAAGCAGGUUAUCACUGUGAAUGGUGUAUUUAUUCUCAUCCAGAGCCAAGUGGUCUUCUUGAACAUUACCAAAGAAGGCAUCCCGAGCAUUAUGUGGAUUAUACCUACAUGGCAACAAAGUUGUGUGCAGAACCUGAUCCUACACCUGCACAAGUAACACCUGAAACCAAAUCCUACCAGUGCAGAGACUGUAACUUUGAAGCUCCUUCCAUAUGGGAUAUCACGAAUCACUAUCAGUCUUUCCAUCCCUGGGCCCUGAAAGGAGAUGAAUCUGUACUCCUUGACAUUAUAAAGGAGAAAGGAACUGUAGAAAAUUCAGAAGAAAUAACAUCACAGAUACUGUUUACCCAUAAAGGUUCCAUAAAUGUAGAACCACUUUUGGAGAGUGUAGAUGAUUCCAGUAUACUACAAGAAAAAUCUGCACAGUUGUCCUCUUCCCAGUCUUCCUCACCUUAUCAGUGCACAGUCUGCCAUUCUGAAUACAACAAUUUACAUGGCCUUCUAACUCACUAUGGUAAGAAGCAUCCUGGCAUGAAGGUUAAAGCUGCUGAUUUUGCUCAGGAUGUAGACAUUAACCCAGGUGCUGUGUAUAAAUGUAGACAUUGCCCAUACAUUAACACACGUAUUCAUGGUGUUCUUACCCACUACCAAAAACGUCAUCCUUUGAUAAAGGUCACAGCUGAAGAUUUUGUGCAUGAUGUGGAACCGCCUAAAGAAUCUGCGCAAAAUGAAAGUGAAGAAAACAAUAAAAUAUUUAAACAAGGAUAUGGUGCCUACAGAUGUAAAUUAUGUCCCUACACCCAUGGCACACUGGAAAAGCUGAAAAUUCAUUAUGAAAAAUAUCAUCAUCAAGCAGAACCUAAUAUGCUCUCUAAGGCAUUUGAGAAAGAAGCUUCUAGUGCCAACACAGAUAUUCAGUCUGAUCACAAACCACCUCACACAGUUGUUACUCUGGAACCUGGGGAAGUUACUGGACUUACCGGCUUCAGACCACGAAAAAACAUUAAUCCACAUACUGUCUUCAGAUGUCAGUUGUGCAAAUAUUUCUGCUCUACCAGAAAAGGGAUUGCAAGGCACUAUCGUAUUAAACAUAAUAAUGUCCGAGCUCAACCAGAAGGAAAAAACAAUUUGUUCAAUUGCGCACUUUGUUCUUAUACUAAUCCAAUUCGAAAAGGUCUUGCUGCACAUUACCAGAAACGACAUGACAUAGAUGCAUACUAUACUCAUUGCCUAGCAGCAUCUAGAACUGUUACUGAUAAACCAAACAAAGUUGUAAUUCCUACCCCUCAUAAAGAAGAUUCUUCUGACAUGAGUGACGAUUUGAAACAGGCCAUUGAAAUGAAAAAAUGUUCUCUUUGUGAAUUUCAGUCUUAUAGCAAAAAAGGGAUUGUGUCACAUUAUAUAAAAAGACACCCUGGAGUUUUUCCCAAAAAACAACAUGCUAGUAAGCUUGAGGGCUAUUUUACGCUUGUGUAUGGUGAAGAAAAUGAGAGCCAGAGCUCUUUGGAGGACAAACCUGAAAUAGAUGCACCUUCAGAGGACUCCGAAACCCAAGAGCCAGAACUGCUUCCAUUUAGGUGUAUCAAAUGUUUUAAGUUGUCAUUUAGCACCGCUGACCUUCUGUGCAUGCACUACACAGACCAUCACUGCAAAGACAUAAAGAGGGACUUCUCCGUCUUGGGUACCACAGGUACCCGUUCCUAUACUACCAUGUAUCAGUGCAAACACUGUAAUACCAAAUUAUGCAACAUUGCUGAGCUAACCGUUCAUUUGAAUGCACACAUUGAAGAUUUUCAAAAACGUGCCAAACGCCAAGAGCGGAGAAAGCAGCUAUUACAAAAGCAAAAAACUGCCGAAAGUUUAGUUCCAGAGGGAAAACCAGAAAAGACAGGAAGUGAUCAAGAGACAGUGAAAAAGGGAUUAAAGGAAAAGGUAGUUGUGGGCUACAAAUGUAAAUUCUGCGUGGAAGUCCAUCCCACUCUUCGAGCCAUCUGUAAUCAUCUUCGCAAACACAUCCAGUAUGGAAAUGCUCCCCUACUUCCACCUGAAUUAAAGGAUGAUGCAGAUGUGAGUAAUACAGAAGUUGAAAAAGAGCCUGAAGAACCAAAACAAGUGGCAGAAGAAGAAGCUUCCAUAGGAGUAAUAAAUGAACCCAAACUACCAAAGCGAUGUAGAAUUGGUGGCUACCCCUGUAAACAGUGUGACCGUGUUCUAAUGUCCAUGCAAGGCUUGCGUUCCCAUGAGAGGAGUCACUUGGCACUAGCAAUGUUUACUCGAGAAGACAAAUACAGCUGCCAGUUCUGCUCCUUUGUCUCUGCCUUCAGGCACAAUCUGGAUCGACACCUCCAGGAACACCAUGGACAUCACAAACCAUUUAGGUGCAAACACUGCCCAUUCAAAUCUUCUUCAAAUAGCCGUCUGAAAACACAUAUUGCAAAAGCACACGGAGGUGAACAUGCCUACAAAUGCUCAUUUUGCUCUGUAUCAAAAAUGACAAUCAGUCAGUUAAAAGAUCACUGUUUAAAGGUCCAUGGAAAAACUCUUACGCUACCAAAAUUUCGAACUAUGGUUCCAAUGAGCCCACGUGCCAAACAAAGAUCACGGUUUGGGAAGGAAGGUCUAGAGGAACCUAUAUAUUCUGAGCCACCAGAUGUCCAGCAGCAGCUCAAUCAUUAUCAGUCAGCUGCUUUAGCCAAAAAUAACAGCAAUAAUAGUCCUGUGCCUCUACCUGUGGUUACAAUGGCACCAGAACAUAAAGAAGAUGCUAUCCUGAAGUGUGAAUUUUGUGACUUUUCCUCUGGGUACAUUCAAAGCAUUCGCCGUCACUACAGGGACAAACAUGGAGGAAAGAAGCUGUUUAAGUGCAAAGACUGCUUCUUUUAUACAUGCUUCAAAUCUGCUUUUACAAUGCAUGUUGAAGCAGGCCAUUCAGCUGUUCCUCAGGAAGGGCCCAAAGACCUUAGAUGUCCUCUCUGCCUGUAUCAUACCAAAUAUAAACACAAUAUGAUAGAUCAUAUUGUCCUGCAUAGAGAAGAGAGAGUGGUCCCCAUCGAAGUUUGUCGCUCCAAAUUAUCAAAACAACUGCAGGGAGUUGUGUUUCGCUGUGACAAAUGUACUUUUACCUGCUCCAGUGAUGAGAACCUUCAGCAGCACAUUGAGAAGCACAAUGAACUCAGGCCCUACAAAUGCCAGCUAUGUUAUUAUGAAACUAAGCAAAAUGAGGAACUAGAUAGUCAUCUUAGGGAGGAACAUAAGGUUUGCCGCAAUUUUGAGCUUGUUGGGCUAGUUAAUUUGGAUCAAUUGGAACAAAUGAAAGAUAAACCUGAAGCGUCAAGCAGUGAUGAAGAAGAGACUGUUAAGAUUGAAGUUACCAUGCCAGUUCCUGAUGUCACGGUUGCUUCUGAAGAAAAGCGUUUCCCUUGUGAAUUCUGUGGAAGAACCUUUGCACUUAGAACUGAAUGGGAAAAGCAUGUUUUAAGGCAUGGCAUGACUGUUGUUGGAAAUACAAAGGAUAAUGAAGAAAACAGAAAGCCAAGAGAUCACGUCGGGGACACUUAUGAUGAAGCGAAGCAAGCAGAGGAAAUAGUUGACACUUCCCAGCAAACAAAUAUAUCACAUAACACAUAUCUGAAGGACCUUGUGGUGACCAAAAUGGAGUAAUUGUUUCAGAAGACGGAACACAAAGUUGCUUGAACACUGACACAGUUGA